This is a messenger RNA of Anastrepha ludens (Mexican fruit fly), 1104 nucleotides long. RefSeq names its product SAGA-associated factor 11 homolog (gene Sgf11). Gene Ontology annotation, molecular function: transcription coactivator activity. The transcript has a single exon. Lineage: Eukaryota; Metazoa; Arthropoda; Insecta; Diptera; Tephritidae. Bases 115 to 771 code for a protein of 218 amino acids. Gene Ontology annotation, cellular component: SAGA complex; DUBm complex. The record is from RefSeq and is a predicted model, not a curated record. Gene Ontology annotation, biological process: regulation of transcription by RNA polymerase II; positive regulation of DNA-templated transcription.
UCGUACGCACACAGGUGAUUUUGUUGCACAUUAUUUUGAUAAGCUGUGGAAGUCAUAAAAAGCCGACAUUGUCAACAAAAAAAUAGAGGACUAGCAACAUUGCUACAUAGUGUUAUGGCUUCUUCGUCCAAUCCAUCGCUGGCUGGAUCCAACAUUGGUACCAAUAACGAGAAAAAUACAAAUCUCAUCGUCUCGGGGAAGUCUUCAACCAACAACAAUAAAAUGACUGUAGCAUCCAUUCAGAAGGCUUUCCAUGACAUUAUCAAAGAUCAAACAAGUUUAGACGAGGCUGCACUCUACCUAUAUCAGUCAUUACUUGACGAUGCUAUAGUGGGUGUAUUCCUGGAAAUACAUCAUUUGCAUAAGACUGGUAACUUAGAUGCUCUAGAUGGAGUGCCCGAAGAAGGAACGGACGCUUCCUAUCGCAUCGUAGAUAUGCCAAAUUAUGAUAUUUUCGGCAUUUCAUCAGUUAAAAAGCUAAUGGAUUGCACAUGUCCAAACUGUGAUAGGCCCGUGUCAGCGUCCCGCUUUGCGACACACUUAGAGAAAUGCAUGGGCAUGGGGCGUAAUUCGUCACGUAUAGCUAGCCGGCGUUUAGCCACUAAGGAAGGUACAAGUGCUAGUUCUUCGUCGUCUUCAUCGUAUCUGCAAACGACUGUUGGCACCGAUGACGAGGACGACAUUGACUGGUCGUCAGAGAAACGCCGAAAGAAGACUAAUCAAAGCAAUCGAAACAAUGGCUCUAAAAAAAAUAAUGGCAAAUCAUUCUAAGCUCGGGGAGAAAAAUGUAAAAGUAUAAGUAUACAAUUUACUAUUUUGUUUCGCAUUCAGACUGCAGACUGCAGGAAAAAGUAGAAUUGCAUUUCUAUAUGCAAUGAAUAUAAUUGUUAGUGGUUAUUAGUGCAUGUAACUAUGAUAGCGUGUACAUAGACAUACUGAGAUGCAACAUCUAAACUGUGCUAAAAGAUUCCAUUUAUAGUGUAAAAUACAUGUUUUAUUUAUAAAUGCCUUGUAUACAUUCUACCAACUUAUUCAAGUUAUAUAAUAAUAAAUAAAAUGUGAGAAACGGAACUGCCGAUAAUGAAAACAAAAAAUCUUUCAAUA